Babesia ovata is the source of this 993-nucleotide messenger RNA. RefSeq names its product asparagine-tRNA cytoplasmic-like protein, putative. The record is from RefSeq and is a predicted model, not a curated record. NCBI's taxonomy places the organism in Eukaryota, Apicomplexa, Aconoidasida, Piroplasmida, Babesiidae. The coding region runs from base 1 to 993 and encodes 330 amino acids. The transcript has a single exon.
AUGUCCGAACAAACUCGUGGGCACGCGCAAGACGCAACGGAAGUGCCGAAGGCAUCGGGCGUUGGGGAAUCCGACAUGUCUUGUUUUGACAACGAUAGAUCACCCCACAAAACAUCCAUAGCUGUGGACGAAGAACGUGACGCAAAGCGUUCUACGACCCGAGACCCGGGCAGUUUUGCUAGCGCGGGGUGCCUAGCCAAGGAUGCAUCAGAAACACUCUUCGCCAAGAUCAUCGGGAGAUGCGCUCUGCAAAAAGAUUUUGCGAGACUGGCAUUCGUGCUGUAUUGGUUGUCGAACAUAGGCUUCCCGAGCGAAAUGAUGACUCGUUUUUUCGACAUGAAUUUGCGGAGAAUGUUGGCUCUACAAUCCGCCAGCCGUUCCGAGCUUUGCCCACGUGACUUCAUAAGCGUUCUACGGUAUUCACUGCAUUUUGAUAUCGAUAGUUCGUUGCGCGAAGCUCUUUACAACCAGUUGGUAGCAAGCAACAAAAAAUCUCUUUUGUACUUGACAUUGCAGGACGCGAACAACCUCCUCGAUUGCCUUCUUGAAAAAGAACACGUGGACCAGGGACUUCUUGUUGCAGCUUUCGCAAGCAUACAACUGUGUAUCAAAGCGGCGCCCUCUCCGGAUGACAAACAGGCAAUCGGUGUGGCGCACUCCUACCUAGCAGAAAGAUGCAGGCUCGUGCAAGACGAACGCGCGCACUGGGACAGUAUAUUCAUGCAAUUAGACCACCUCAACGACUUGGCUAACACGUUUGUCGGGAGAGAUUCGCUGUGCAAUUUCCUGCAAAGGCACUGCUUGCCACCUUCAGAGUUACGCGUGAGAUCCGGCCCAGACGUAGAUGAAGUAAAUCGCCACGUUGUGCUCGAUGUAGUCAAGAAGCUUCAGCAUCUCUGCCCCACUAUGAAAGAAGAGACGCGCUCAUAUUGCGUAAAGCUCAUUGAUACUAUGUUACGGUCCGUGGACAGCUCACAAUAUGCAAACCUUUGA